This is a messenger RNA of Saxophila tyrrhenica, 7230 nucleotides long. RefSeq names its product Mitochondrial distribution and morphology protein 12. NCBI's taxonomy places the organism in Eukaryota, Fungi, Ascomycota, Dothideomycetes, Mycosphaerellales, Extremaceae. Gene Ontology annotation, cellular component: fungal-type vacuole membrane; endosome membrane. Gene Ontology annotation, molecular function: ATP binding; 1-phosphatidylinositol-3-phosphate 5-kinase activity; metal ion binding. The transcript has a single exon. The coding region runs from base 1 to 7230 and encodes 2409 amino acids. The record is from RefSeq and is a predicted model, not a curated record. Gene Ontology annotation, biological process: phosphatidylinositol phosphate biosynthetic process.
AUGGCUCCGGAACCGCCGUCUCCAUCGGCCUCCUCCACUCUCCUCCCCUUCCUCGGUGGCAGCGCCAGCAGGCCUCGACGUGGCUCGCUUGCCUCUCUUCAGUCUACGAAAGGUGAAAUCGACAAGGAUGUCUUGGCUCAAGCACUUGACGAUAUCCACACAUCGGCCUCGAAAUCGGAUGCGUUGACAUCCUUCCACGACUACGAUGGGGGACCGGGGUCGAAGAAUGGGGCGAAAGAGCUGGUCAGUAGCGGUGUCAGCGGCGUCUCGGGUCUGUACGACAAACUGUUGCGUGGGCUUGGUGGAGGGUCGGCGUCAGACGGAAAGAGUGCGAAGAGUGGUACGGGCAAAGCGAGACCGAAGACGAGCGCAAGCAGAGACAGUAUUGACGGAGAGAGCGUGCUGAGCAAUUUGUCUGGAGCUAGAACUGCUGGGCUGGGUCUCAAGGAUGAUACAGCUAGCAUGGUAUCUAACAUGAGCGCAGCCCCUUCCACAAUGAUGCCCAGCCCAGCUAGUACGGGUGGUUCACGGGAUCGCAAUGUUUACCCGGCAGAUAUCGAGGGCGAGGAAAAUCGCAAAGUUACGCGUUUGGCCAAAGAAAGCAUUACUGAAAAUCCGCUUGAGCAGAAAUCCAGUCAAUCCACCGCGCAGACCAUUCUGGACCCUUUGGAGCAAGCUGAUAUUCAUCGAGUCAGGAGCGGUCCACUUGACGAAGAGCAAAGUACAGCCGCAAGUCAAGCUCUGGCGCGUGUUCUAUCCCACCACGAUGCCUCCAACGGAGAUCUACCUAGAGUCUCGCACCACACGAGCAUCGAUCGUCGGGAAGAGCAACCACCAGCUGGACCUGGUCAGAAAACUCUACUAUCUCCUCAGAGUAUCCCGUCGCGCCAACAAAGCAGCUUGCUCAGCCCAACCGCAAAACGUCCCUCACAGGAAACCGAUUCCGACAGACCGCCACUUGUUCGUAUUGGCCCCUCCCACCUUCCUGGUUAUGAACCCUCUAGAGCCUCUUCAACGGAUGGCCACAGCAGCUCCACGACCACUGGUCCUGCGAAUAAGCGGCGCGCACUCGAUCCGUCGCCUAACAUCAACACCGCUUUGCAGCGCCGCCGAACCGACAUGCGACCGCCGCCAAUUCCUCGCCCGCCAGCUGAAGCACCCUCUCAGCUUCCUACUCAUCUUCGUCGUAGAGUGAUCAGCAAGGCCUUUUGGAUGAAAGAUGAGAAUGCAAAGGACUGUUUCUACUGCGGUCAGCCUUUCUCUACAUUCCGGCGAAAACAUCAUUGCAGGACUUGUGGUCAGAUCUUCGAUGCCAAAUGCACGUCACUUGUUGCCGGUAGGCCGUUCGGACAACCAGGAACUAUCAGGCUGUGUAAGCCGUGCGAAGCCAUGAUCUACGGCAGCGACGAUGACAGUACAGUGUUCUCUGACGAUGGGGCGAGUGUUUUUGACCGUAGCCCGAUGGUUGGAAGACGUUCGUUCGGCGAUGACGAUGACCUGCAUGGAAAGAUGGACGGUAUCGACGAGAGAAAUGGCGACAUCGCCGAAGUCACUACACCCUCGAUUGGAAUCCCGGCAAGUCGUAGGACGAGAGAGAGUAAGCGGAGAAGCGCAGUCAUCGAAUUUGACGCUGCUCCGUCUUCGACAAUGGCACGGCCGGCAUCUUCGCACUCCCUUAUAUCGCUCGCAAGGCGUCCAAGAUCUUCAAGCCACAGACGUUUCCACUCCCGGCAUCAGGCUAUACGCGGAGUCCGAACGCCUGGUGAUGAGCGUGUGCCGUUUCAGCCUGGGUCCAUCGACGAGGACGACAAGAAGUCAACUCUGCCAGCUUUUCACAACGACAACGUCAUCGACCCGGACCUUGCAGCUUUCCUCUCCGAUGAAGGCAGCGAUGAGGAAGACCAGCAGGGCUCGAUCUUUGCCACCAUUGACGGUAGCAGCCAUGGUUCUCUCGGCGAGCGAGACCGGCAAACCUACCUUGCUGGACACCUCCAUGCUGUCGCAAAGAAAGGCCGCUCAAGGCUCAACACGGGGUCGUAUUAUCGUGCUGGGGCAGGAGUACGAGAGGAUGAGCCCGCAGCACAGUCGGCCAAGCACCUGCAAAAGCUUAACAGGCACCGCAACCCGAGCGUAGGAAGUCUGUCCCUCAGCCGGCCAUCCCCACGGAGAAGCAGAAGCCAAAAUUUGACCCUGCAUAUGCCUGUGAAUACACCUGGCGAGCCCGGAUCUUUCCUCGACCACCAGCAUCACUCCCCUCUGAUGGGCCACUACCCAACAGCCGGAACCAGGUUUAUCAGAAGCUCGGCCAUGCGAGGACGGGAUGCACCACCAGUCGAGCUCAACCGUGCCAGUUUGGAUCACAUGCGUCGCCUGCUGGGACAACUUCUCAAAGACCACAGCAUACCUGGUGCAAAAGCUUGGGAACGGGCUCUAAUGCCGAUAUUGUUACAGUGCACGGACGACGUCAAGCCGGACAUCCAGCUGGGUGACGACAUGGACAUCCGACACUACAUCAAACUCAAGAAGGUUCCCGGAGGCCGACCAGGCGAUACAUCGUACAUUUCUGGUGUAGUCUUCAGCAAGAAUGUGGCGUUGAAGAGUAUGGCGAGAAGUAUCGCUUCUCCCAGAAUUGCCAUCGUUACUUUUGCCAUUGAGUAUGCUCGUCAUCAGGCACACUUCAUGAGUCUUGAGCCAGUGAUUGCGCAAGAACAAGAGUAUCUGCGAAACUUGGUUGGCAGGAUCGCAGCAUUGAAACCGAGCGUACUCUUGGUGCAACGAAAUGUAUCGGGUCUUGCCAUCGGCUUGCUUGAGAAGGCUGGGAUCAUGGUUGCCUACAACAUCAAAGAAUCUGUCCUGGCCGCCGUUGCUCGAGUUACGCAGACGACCAUGAUCAAGUCGGUCGAUAAGCUAGCGAUUGACCCAUCUCACCUCGGACAGUGCGAGAGUUUUGAGAUCAAGACAUUUGUCCACGACGGGGCCAGGAAAACUUACAUCUACCUCUCCGGUUGCCAACCAGACCUGGGCUGCACUAUCGUAUUGAGAGGGGCUGACACCAAGACCCUACGCAGGCUCAAACGAGUCACCGAAUUCAUGGCUUAUGUGGCGUAUAAUCUCAAGCUGGAGACUAAUUUGUUCCGAGACGAGUUUGUCUCCAUUCCUACUUCUACUGGCGAUCAGCUCGAAGCACCGGAUGCUCCUCGCUUGGUGAAAGAGAACAGCGGCUCGAUGGAGAUUGGAAUGGGAUUUGACCACGGAGAGAGUCUUCUUGAUCCGAAUGCACGUCCCAUGGCUGGCAACGAGCCUUCGAAAUACGAGCUGAUGGAGAAGGAAUGCAAGUCGAGGAUUUUGUCUGCCAGCCCAUUCGUCGUCUUCAUGCAACCUUACAUGCUCACGCAAUUACGAGACUCCGAGCGCAGAUUGACGGCGUACAAGAAGCUGAGGGAUCAGUAUGCCGCUGCGGACGAAGCUGGAGACGAGAACGAGAAGCCUGCCAAGGAGAAGUUCGAGAUUGUCAAGCCGGAGAUGGUACAUGCGCCGCCAUCAAAGGACCAGCCAAAAGCCGUGCGAGAGUAUCUGCAUGCAGUUCACCAAGUGCAGUACGACAAGACAUUGCACACCUACGAGACGCAACGGAAAUUGCUGGAGAGCUUCACCGGCGGCUCUACUAAUCCAUUCGAUCCCUUCUCACACCAAAAGAUCAUUGUCCUGCACUCAAUCGUUUCGACCAUCAACUCUGCGCCAUGCGUAGGCCCCGAGCAGCUAGGUCUUGGUUUCUACGCCGGCUACAACCACGUGGAGCCACAAUUCGAAGAAGACUGCACGCUUGGGCAAUACGUCGAAGAUAUAUGCAUCUCAGCCGGCAGCAAGUGCAAAGAGUGCGACAAGAAGAUGUCCGAUCACUACCGCCAGUACGUUCAUGGUUACGGACAGUUGUCAGUUUCUGUCUCUCGGCAACCGGCGAAAUUACGAGGCUAUGAAAAGACUAUACUCAUGUGGUCUACCUGUCGCAUCUGCAAGCAUGACACGACGCUCAUUCCGAUGAGCGACAACACCUGGAAGUACUCGUUUGCCAAGUAUCUGGAGCUCAGCUUCUGGAGUUCUCCAUUACACCCUCGAGCUGGUGUAUGCGGCCACGACAUUCACAAAGACUUCUUGCGCUGCUUUGGAUUCGAAGAUCUAGCGGUUCGGGUACGAUAUGAUCCGGUUGAGAUCUACGACGUCGUUGUCCCGAGAGGCACAAUCACUUGGAAGGUCGAAAGUGAUUUGACUGUCAAGAAUGAGCAGUAUUCGCACUUUGCUGCGAGGCUGAAAGCUUUCACCGACUCCAUCAUCAGGCGUCUGGAUUCGAUCAACGUCGAUACGUUGGAUGAGAAGAAAGCGCUUGAGGCAACUGACUAUCUGGUGGAACUGCGGCAACGAGCUGAAGCCGACUCCAAAGAGCUGCUGCAUAAGCUGCAGCAAAAGUACGCCGUGUCAAGGUACUAUGAGCUGAUCCCGCUCAACCGCGCCCUGAGAUUCAUGGAUGAGAAGGCUCUGAGUUGGGACGAUGUCUUCAAUGACUUUGAACGAGACUACUUCCCUUCAGAAACGGACAUUCGGAAGCUGGCGACAUUGCAAUUGAAAAACAUGUUCUUAGAAUCCCAGCCAGCAUCAAGCACGGUCACGAGUGAUGUGUCCGACGACGAAGACGGUGUGGACGAGAAACCUCAUGCGAAAACCACGCUGCAUCCGGCCGACCGAGAGUUGCGUUCGGAGAAAGCACACCACGUUCUCGCCUCAACUAUGGAAGAGCACCGGGGCACCAUUGCGGACGGCAGCGACGUGACUGCAGCGCUUCAGGAGGAACCGCAAGUUAAGCUCGGUAGUAGCUUGAGCAAGACUACUUCUCCCCGUGAGGAGCAGGAGCAAGUGGUGCAGCGAGAAGAGGUUAGGCACCUGGAUCUUGCUGUACCUGUGGAUACACCGGAAGACGCUUCUGCCACUGAGCUUGCCAGCUCGAGCGAGCAGUCGAAGCAGACCAGUCGUCCUACGACUGGGGACAGUCAGACGACUGCUGAACCCUUCGCGACGCAAACUAAGCCGAUCGGUUCUGGUCUGCUGGAGCGUAUUGAGCAGAUACGCAGUAAUCGUGUCUCAUUGUCUGGUGAGCAAGACGCUCUUGAGACAAAGAUACCUCGUCUUGCGGACCUGAAGAAACGAGACGCGAGUCCGCACUCAGCGUCACCGCCACCAUUGCUCCGCGCCCAGUCUUCGCCGUCUUCGCCCUACCACACGCCUAAUCGAAGUGUCGACCUGAAGUCAGAUCAUGGCCUUGAGGCCACCACCAAAGGCCCUCCAGAGAUCGAAAGCCACCAUUUGGAAAAGCGACUUGGCGAGAGGCUUGGUGUCAAUCGACUGGCCAGCAAGGUCGGAAAGGUGGCGCCAUCACUCAUCCCUCGAUCUGUACCGCCGUCAAAGGAAGAGUCCAACUUCACACGGGUGUCCGCAUUGGCAAAGCACUUCGAGCAGAUGUCCCGCGAGUUCGAGAAGGAGCGUCUUAAGGAGCGAAAGCAGAGAGCACUACGGAGCCGGUAUGCCAGAGCAAGCCCUCAGAUCAGCAGCCACCCGGUUGUGGAGGUCUACAGGAACGCUACGGAUGCUGUAGGAGAAAGGAGUCUCGACGCCGUGCGGGAAGAUCGAACUGCUGAGGACCGGGGCACAGAGCACUCGCAGGCUGCUGAAGCUGUGCAACAAUCGAACUUGACGGACUCAGAAGAGUUGCCAACAGAGCAAUUCGACCGUAAUGCAGAGACCACGCAGUCGACAGGACAGGAGCAGGAGACUCGCGAGACGGAGCAGGUUCCGGAUGGGGAUGGAAGCGAAGCAGAAUUUAUACCCAACCGACGGCGAGACGUUUCAGAUCCGGUAUCUACUGUUGUGUCUUCUGGUCUGAUGUCGCCCACUGCCUCUGUGCCAGACAUCGAAUUGCACCCAGAGCUGUCCAUUCCCGAGCACAGAAAGAACGUCUGGUUCAAUUACCUUUCCGAGUUCUGGUCGAAGCGGUCGGCAUCUGGAUGGGCGCCAUUGGAGUAUCCUCUUCACUCCACUGAGCAUGUCUUCGAGGAUUCCGACAUCAUUGUCCGAGAAGACGAACCUUCUUCGGUCAUCGCGUUGUCUCUUGCUUGUCCGGACUACACUCUCAAAGUGCAGGAGUUCCGCAGCCACCCAAAGAAGCAGAAGGCUCAGCCGCCUCCAGCCAAAAACGCUGCGGAAGAAGAAUCGCGGCGAGAAGCUAUUGAGGCUUCGCUUCUCAGUGACACUGGCACGCAUAUGAAGUACUCGUUCGCGCAUGGUCAGGUCAAAGCUUCCUGCAAGAUCUUCUACGCUGAGUCGUUCGAUGCUCUCCGACGAAGGUGCGGCGUGGCUGACCGCUUCGUGGAAUCGUUGUCACGUUGCCUCAAGUUCGAUUCGAAGGGCGGCAAGACGAAGUCGCUCUUCCUCAAGACGCUCGACAACCGCUUCAUCAUCAAGAGCCUGCAGGAGGUGGAGUUGAAAGCUUUCACCAAGUUCGCUCCCGACUACUUUGCUUUCAUGAGCCACACACUUUUCCAUGGUGUGCCGAGCGUAAUUGCCAAGAUGUUCGGGCUUUUCCAGGUCUUCAUCAAGAAUCCGGCAACUGGCAUGGAGUUCUCGUACUAUCUAAUUGUCAUGGAGAACCUAUUCUACGAGCGGAACCCGAACCGUCGCUUCGAUUUGAAAGGCAGCAUGCGGAACCGCAAGAUCGAGAGCACUGGCCAGCCAGACGAAGUCUUGCUCGACGAAAACCUCGUCGAAACCAUCUUCGAAUCUCCGCUCUUCGUCCGCGAACACGCCCGCAAGCUCUUGCAGGCAAGCGUCUGGAACGAUACAAUGUGGCUAUGCAAGCAGAACGUUAUGGACUACAGCUUAAUGGCCGGCUUCGAUGACGAGCGCAAGGAGCUCAUCGUGGGUAUCAUCGACUGCAUCCGGACUUACACUUGGGACAAGAAGCUGGAGUCGUGGAUCAAGGAUCGUGGGAAGAACAAGCCGACCAUCACCAGUCCGAAGGAUUACCGGAACAGGUUUCGGGUGAGCAUGAUGCAAUAUGUGCUGCAGGCGCCGAAUUGUUGGCAUCAGUUCCAGGCACAGAUGGCGCCGCCGAAGACGUUGAACGAUGGGGCUGACACGCAUGAUACUGAUCGCGAAGGCGAUGCUCGGAGGAGCGAAGGGUGA